Molecule: messenger RNA, 1244 nt
Organism: Suillus clintonianus
Lineage: Eukaryota; Fungi; Basidiomycota; Agaricomycetes; Boletales; Suillaceae
Exons: 16
Coding region: 186-1058 (290 amino acids)
Source: RefSeq, a predicted model, not a curated record
UAAGCAGUCAUUGUAUACCAUGCAGAGAGUUAGUAACGUUAACUUGAACGUUAUGAGUAUGUGCCUCUCAGGCAAAGGGAAUAUCAUAUAUAUGCUGCUCAGUGCUAGCCCACUUAUCUCUAGUCUCCCUUAGGAAGGCGACAUAGAAGGAAGAAAAUUGUUCCUUCAAUUUAACUCAGGCCAGAAUGGAUGACUGUGCGCAUCCCAUGGGACAUCAAACUAUCGCAUAUGUUGAAGCCGCAUCCACAGCAGCUUUGCUCUUUGACUUCUGCAUUACUUUCGACUCGGAGGUUCGCUGGACAUGGAGGAGAAAGUGGGGGAUCGUGAGGAUGGCCUUUGUUAUCUCUCGCUACAUGCCAAUUGCAACCUUUAUUAUGCAACUAUAUUACACCGUCGAGUCGACUCACGGAGGAAUUUCACAUCCUGGGAGGUACAUUGUUAUAAAUGGCACCAUGAACAUAUUGGGUUCUGUUGCCGCUGACGCCCUGCUUGUGGCAAGGACACACGCGUUCUGUGCAUGGGGAAAGAGCAUUUUAAUCGCAAUAUCAUUAUUCAACAUGGUCAUAGUAGCAACUACGCUAAAAAUUCUACACGACCUUGCAAGUGAACCCGGAAAUUCUAUAAGGUAUGGUGUAUUCCAGGGGGAACAACGCGUGAGCAUCGUUUAUGGCUUGCUCGCGAUUUAUCAGCUUGUAUUGAUGUCCUUGACACUGCACAAGCGCUUUAAAUUUUACCGACAGGAAAAUGAAAAUACCCCAUUGGUUGCUACUGUAUAUCGAGAUGGCGUGAUUUACAUGCUGUGCAUCGCCCUGACCUCAAUGGCGAAUUGUGUCGGUAUGGUUAUGCUUCCUUUAUCAUAUACCUUUCUUUUCUAUUGCCCGCAGGCAGUCGUGCACAGUGUUCUUGCCUCGCGCAUCCUGUUCAAUUUACGAGCAACAAAUGAAUCGCAAGAUAUCGUUGUCAAUGGGCCGGCAGCCUUGGGCAUGUUUAUCGCUCAGCCAAUCCAAACCCCCUCUGGAGUGGAUUAUCUAGAGCUGAGGGAUUUUACAGACUUGUAACUUAGUUUUAACUACAGUUGUAGCCCUCUCCCUGACACACACGAUAGCGGGAUGUCAACGAGGCCGAUUGCUUUAUAGUGAUGCUGGAGACCAUGCAACUACUAUACAUUGCUGGGCGCAAAGUCAUGAAACUCGCGCCCUUGCUACAAAUUUCGUACCGAAAUGUUGCGUGAGUGCAGGACCCUU